AUGUCGCUGAACAAGAAAUAUGCCAAUCUUCCAGAUCUGACAGCCACUGUCCGCACCAACGACUCCGACGACGAGGUCCCCUCGAACCCGGACAUCGACCGCAACGGUCUCAAUGCCGAGGAGGCGCGCUUACAUUUCCUUCGGGCCAGCGUCGAUACUCGAGAUGUCGACUUUUCCGAUACCAUCGCUACGAAGCGCAAAUCGUACAGGACCAAGACCCUGCGGACGCGCAGACGCGCCGACGGAACGGAGGAGGUGGGGGAUCUCAGCGACAGCGAAGAAGAGACCUUUGAACGGAAGCUGGCCCGUCUGCGGAGAGAGGCGGAGGAGCUGAAGGAGGAGCUUGCGCGGCGCAAGGAGCAGCAGUCGACAAAGGCCGAUCAACAACAGCCGGAGAACGAAGCGGAUGUCGGAGACGGCUUGGAGGAACUGAGCCGAGCGCUGGACAACAUCCAUGCCUCAACGCGUGGUGCUUCAGGGAAUGCGAUAACUGCAGAUACAAUCCUCUCGCAGAAGUUGGCAGCUACCUCACAACCGGUUGGGGCUGGGUCCCAGGACAAGAACAACAGCACGUCAGAACACAAUGACAGCCCCGCGGCAACCUCUACACCUUCAGGCCUUCUUGCACAUGCCGCUUCUUUUGAUGCUCGCCUGGCUCUCGUCGAAGCAGCGCUGGGCAUCUCGACGUCAUCCAAUCCGUUCAUAGGCGAGGGCAACUCGGAACCACCGCUUCAGCCUGUCCUGCCAGCACUCGAGCACCUCACAUCUCGACUGUCUGCCCUGACCAGCACCCUGGGUGGUCCUGCACCAGCGCCCGCUGUUCCCACGACCGGCUCGGGGCCCGCGACCACGGCGGGAACGACACCUCAGAUCGAGGCUCUGACGGCGCGAAUCAAGAAGCUCACGGCCGAUGCGGAUGCCUUGGCGAAUUCACGCAAGCGCGCCAUGGACGCUGCCAAAGCCGCAAAUGCAGCGAAGGUCCAAGCCGAUCUCCCCUCAGAUCUGUCGGCAUCCUCGUCCAACGCAACCGAGGUCGCCGACCCUGCGUCCACGCAGCGCGACGAACAAGCUGCCAAGAUCCAGGCCCUGUACGCGACGCUGCCCACCAUCCAGUCCCUCCAUCCACUUCUCCCCAGCGUGCUGGAGCGACUGCGGUCCCUGCGGGCGAUCCACGCCGGUGCCGCCCAGGCCAGCGAGACGCUUGACGCCCUGGAGAAAGACCAGGCGGAGCUGAGCAAGGAGAUCGAGCAGUGGCGCGAGGGACUGCGGGUUGUAGAGGAGAAGGUGAAGGAGAGCGAGGCAGCCAUGAAGAAGAAUAUUGACGUUAUCAGCCCGUGGGUCAAGGACCUAGAGACGAGACUGGCCCGGUUGGAGAAUCAGACCUGA
This is a messenger RNA of Rasamsonia emersonii CBS 393.64, 1386 nucleotides long. RefSeq lists its product as uncharacterized. Gene Ontology annotation, biological process: mitotic spindle organization. The transcript has 2 exons. Lineage: Eukaryota; Fungi; Ascomycota; Eurotiomycetes; Eurotiales; Trichocomaceae. Gene Ontology annotation, cellular component: dynactin complex; cytoplasm. Bases 1 to 1386 code for a protein of 461 amino acids. The record is from RefSeq and is a predicted model, not a curated record.